Humulus lupulus (European hop) is the source of this 1264-nucleotide messenger RNA. RefSeq names its product probable adenylate kinase 7, mitochondrial. Gene Ontology annotation, biological process: nucleobase-containing compound metabolic process. Gene Ontology annotation, molecular function: ATP binding; AMP kinase activity. Bases 88 to 978 code for a protein of 296 amino acids. The record is from RefSeq and is a predicted model, not a curated record. Lineage: Eukaryota; Viridiplantae; Streptophyta; Magnoliopsida; Rosales; Cannabaceae. The transcript is spliced from 4 exons. Gene Ontology annotation, cellular component: cytoplasm; mitochondrion.
GCUCUAUUCUUCCCAUUUUCUUGCCAUACUUUCUCUCUCUAAAGUCUUUUCUCUAAAACCCUUCCCUUUCAGUAAGCUCACGCCGCCAUGGCCGGACUCAACCGUCUGAGUGUGGUUGCUCCAUCUCUGGCUCGCCGCCUUCUGGGGCUCGGCUUCCGCCGAGGCUACGGAUCGGCUUCUGCGGCUCAGGUACAGUACGACUAUUAUGAUUCCGAAGAGGAAGAAGAGUGGGGACACGGGGAUCGGCGCCAGGCGAAGCCGCUGGUGGACUCGGAGGGAUUUGUCCCUGGAAGAGGGGUUCAAUGGGUGGUGAUCGGUGAUCGAACCGCGAAGAAACACGUGUACGCCGAAAGGCUCUCGAAGCUUCUACAAGUUCCUCACAUUUCCAUGGGAACCCUUGUUCGCCAGGAGCUCAAUCCUCGCUCUUCUCUCUACAAACAGAUUGCUAAUGCAGUGAAUGAGGGCAAGCUUGUGCCUGAGGAAAUAAUAUUUCCUCUGUUGUCUAAGAGACUUGAAGAAGGCUACUGCAGAGGUGAAACUGGUUUCAUUCUUGAUGGAAUUCCUCGAACAAGCAUCCAAGCUGAGAUCCUUGACCAAAUUGCGGAUAUUGAUUUAGUUGUGAAUUUCAAGAGCACAGGAGAGCACUUGGAGAAGAAGAAUCUAGGAACUGGGAACUUCACUCCUUGUCAAGAGUAUAUGGGCAAGAGAAAUGCCACCGGUUAUAAUCUAAACCUGUACUCACAGAAUGGACAACAAGUCUCCACUACUACUGAUUCUGAUUCUGAAGUACUCUGGAAAGAGAAGUUCAGUAACUAUGCAGAGCAGAGCAAGUCAUUGGAAGACUACUACAAAACGCAGAGGAAACUUGUUGAUAUUCAAGUAACUGAUGCACCAGGAGAAACUUGGCAAGGGUUGUUGGCUGCCCUACAUCUCCAGCAUAUAAAUGCUGUCAGUUCUUCGCAGAAGCUCACUGCCUGAUUUGGUUCACAUGGGUCUUCAUAAAUUUUUGCGUCCGGCUUUAUAGUAAAUAUGCUGUAAUGAUGUGAGAAUCGUAGACUUUGGUGGGGUUUUCCAUGUUGAAGAUCCCAACCUAUUUUUGCAAUUUUGACCCUUUUUUUUUACGCGUGUUAUAUGGUGUAAUGAGACGUGCCGUCAUGAGCGUCUGAGUUUGUAAAAUGUAGUCAUGAGAGUGACGAGAAGAAAAGAAAUACUAUUUUGACCUAAUAAACUAAUGCUCUUGUAUCAAUAUUAUACUGUUUUUGCC